AUGCAGCAGCACAAUAAUGCAGGAAACUCAUCACCUGUUCCACGCCGACGCACAGUAAGUUCAGAUGGAUCAACAUCAACAACAACAUACACCGCCUCUGGUAGUGACACAAAGCCAUACGUUGGCAGCAGCGGCAGUAAUAGUAGUAGUAGUAACAGUAACAGUAACAGCAGUUAUAGUUACAGCUACAGCUACACAGGUUCACAGAGUGGCACAGGAACAGAGAAUACAUCCCCAUCCCCAAGGGAUAAUAAACAGAAGAGUGGGGCAGCACCACAACUACUAUCAAUGCUGCAACGACAAAAAGAACAACGACAACAACUGCUUCCCCCGCGUGCACCUCGUCUGGCUCUAGGUAAUGUCUCCUCUGGGGAGGGAUAUCAGAGUCCCCCAAAGGAGUCUAAGGAAGGUGUAUCUAAAUCCGUUUCAACCUCUUCUGGAAGUUACGGUGAUAGUGGCAGUUAUAGCUACAGCUACAGCUACACUGAAGAAGAGGAGGGGACAGAAGAAGAAGAAGAUGAAGAAGAUUAUACCGGUAGUAACUCUAGUUAUAGCUAUAGCUAUAGUUACAGUGAUGAACCCACCGAUCCCACUGGAGACACUGUUCCACCUAAUAAAGGGAAUAAAGGUAAACGUGAAGAAGUUUCAUCAGUGACAGUAUCUUCAUACUCUGGACAGGAUAGCGCAACGACUGGUGAGAGUAGCAGUGGGAGUUACACCACCGAGUCCUACACCGGUUCUACCGGUGAUAGCAGCGGCAGUGGUAGUUACACAGGCUCUUACAGUGUUACGGACAGCAGUGAUGGCUAUAGCUACAGCUAUAGUUACUCCACAAGUGGACCUACAGUUUCUGGUACAGGAUCAACAGCAACAACAACAACAUCAGGAACAAGGAGUUCAGAGUUUACCACAGACUCUUCUUCAGGCACAGGUCAAGGGUAUACAGACAGCAUAACGCGUUCCACAGGUGAAGAUUCAUACAGCUACUCUUACUACUCCUAUUCUUACAGCGGCAAGGAUACAACAAGCUCUGGACCUCAUCGGUAUAGCUCUACCCUUACUACAGAGUCAGAAGAUUCCGAAAUGAGUUUAACGGCAAGUGACACACGCACGGGAAGUGGUUCUUCUUCUUCAUAUUCAAAGAGUCACCGUUUGCAUAAGGAUUUGCCACCACUGUACCCUGAUAUAAGGAGUUCGAAGGCGUUGACAACCUCAACUUCAACCUCAACUGGAACUACUACUACUGCUACUGCUACCCCCAGUACUACCACCACUUCGCUUAUAAGGGAUGACGGGAGUAGUUGGCACAGUUACAGUGAUGAGAUCUCCCGUAGUGGUAGCACAACAGUGGCUACAACAAGCACCGGAAGGUCUAGUCGUUCAUCAACUGCGAUAGGCGCUACAGAGUCUGUGCAGGUGCGUGAAGUGCUUACACUUUGUGCACCAUCAGAGGAAGCUCCACGCAUUCGAGCACUACCCCAUACUUGUCUCAUACCUUAUGGUUCUGUGAACGACACAGUUGCACAAUUUGUAGAUCGUCUUUCAGAUGUACAAAUUGAUGUGCUACGUAAAGAAGCGCAGGAGAAGGCGGCAGCAGCAGCAGCAGCUGAAGAAGGAAAGAAGGAAAAAUCAAAGUCGAAAAAAAAGAAAGAGAGUGUUAAGGUCAAAACUAGUUCAGGUAAAGAAGAGAUUCAAGAAAAAGAAGAAAAAAAUAAGCCACUUGUUAUUUCAACGGAUGUUCCAGCUGGAUGUUUUAUUAAAAAGAGUGUUAAAUUUGCUCUUAAGGCAGUUGGUGUGGAAACAACAGAAGAACGGGCUUUGAUUUUAAAGAGUCUUACGUUGCCUUUGCAGCAUGAUGCCUUAUUAACACUGUUAAACAACCAAGCACAUCAAUGCCUUUUUCAACGUAUCAGAUCCAUGUUUUGUGCACAUGAUAGAUUUAUGUCAGGUGAGGUUUCGCUAAAUGUGACACUAGAUAUUUUUCGUCGAUGUGGCAUUGCACACCGUAACGUUGGGGACUUUACAUUAAGUUUACAUUCUUUGUCUCCAAAGGCACGCUAUCCAAUGGUCUGUGUGACACAACGAAGUCUGUUAACGAAUCCCACUACUAACACUACUCCUAAUGGAGAGAAUACACCACCGUUGGAGUCUCAAAUCAAUGAGGUAACGUUAGAUGUGUGUAGCAGUGCACUGCGUGCGGGUGGUGUAAAUGUUUGUUGGGAUGAAGAAGGUGGUGAUCUCUACGUGGGGAAUCUUCCUGUGAUUAAAAUGGUUGGAACACCCCGUAGUACUGCGCGGUAUAUAUUACAACAACUUGAGGCAAUGAUUCAUGUAUGCCUUUCUGUGGAAGCCUGUACUGUAAAUGAUCCAACUUCACUCUCCCAUGUUCUCUACACCCCACUGCUUACCGCACUGUUCUCUUCACCCCCGAGUGCUUUCCCUAAUGCGAAGUCUGUUAUUGUUGAGAAUGCCCUCGCAACUCUACUGAAACCCAUACAACAGCUUGAGCGUUUGGCCACACAUCAUCGCAUUCAGGAGCGGUAUUUGGGUAGUGGUGAGGAUACUCUCUUGCGGGACACAAUUCCAAAUCGACAGGAGGAUAUGGCUCUUUUGAUUAUGCAAGAAGAGCAAUAUCAAGAAAAACAACAAUAUGCACAACACGGUAUUGUUGACUGGAUGCCUAAAAUUGCUGCUAGUGGCGAUAAAUUUGAGACUAUUUCUGCACAGACUGUGAAUGACGUGCAUUAUGAUGUGAGUCUCAAGAAACUGCGAAUUGCAGAGGCAGUGCCUGCUGAUGCUCGUUGCUAUUGUCUUGUGAGCGCGCGAAAGAAGUCGAGUGGUGAAUGGAUGCGUGCGGUUGUGGUUCCUGUUGUAAGUGUGAAACCAUCAAAGAAGGGUGGUUUUAAGUGGACGUUUGGGGAAAAUGAAACUGACCGCAUUUUCUUCGCAGGAAGCAAAACGGACACACUGUACAUUGAAGCAUGUUACGAUGUAAGUGAUGGAGUGACGAGAGAAGGAGGAAUUGGUGGUGAAGAAAUAUUGACGUGGUGUGCUGGUCACGCGGUGAUUGUUUGCAGUAGUGCGAAGAGUGGCACCUUCUCUGUUAUGCACGGUAGUUUAAUUCCCGAUAAUAAUAAUGAUAAUAAUAAUAAUAAUAAUAAUAAUACUGCAACCGAAAGCAAACUUGUUGAGCCGUCCAAAGGAUUUUUCUGCUGUUUUCGCCGCAAGCAAAAUGCGGCUGCUGCUAAAUCCCUCACGAUUGCAAUUCGGUCUCUGCGGGCGAAUUCACUUUCGCCGCGUGAAAGUCUUCCAAGUCGUUGUCUUGCACUGCGCCGCCACGUACCGCUGAUGGCACAAAUGCGGGAUGCCAUCGUGAAUGCCUCUUUUGACCAUAAAAAUAACAACAACGAUAAUAACAAUAGUAAGAAUAAGAACAAGAGCAAGAGCAAGAAUGACGUGAACACUACUGCGUUGCAACCACCGCCGCUGCAUGUACUGCGGCAGCAGCAGGUGCAGUGCUGCUUCACUGUGGCGGCCCACACAGUUCUCAUGGAUGUACUCGCAACACUGUGGGACCGCACACUGCGCGGGAAGAUGGGGGCAAAGCCAAAGAACACAGAACAAAAACAAAAGGCGUUACUCACUUUGGCGUCGAAGAUUGCUGCUGUACAUAAUAAUAUUGGCGAAGAACAGGAUGCUAUUGUGAAUAUUGUGGCUCGUGGGGCUUCUAUACCUGGUCCGCUGAACUCACAACAGGCACCACAAAGACCAAUCUACGUUUAA
This is a messenger RNA of Trypanosoma theileri, 3783 nucleotides long. RefSeq lists its product as uncharacterized. The transcript has a single exon. The record is from RefSeq and is a predicted model, not a curated record. NCBI's taxonomy places the organism in Eukaryota, Euglenozoa, Kinetoplastea, Trypanosomatida, Trypanosomatidae. Bases 1 to 3783 code for a protein of 1260 amino acids.